Lingula anatina is the source of this 1715-nucleotide messenger RNA. RefSeq names its product periodic tryptophan protein 1 homolog. Gene Ontology annotation, cellular component: nucleus. Gene Ontology annotation, molecular function: protein binding. Gene Ontology annotation, biological process: rRNA processing. NCBI's taxonomy places the organism in Eukaryota, Metazoa, Brachiopoda, Lingulata, Lingulida, Lingulidae. The record is from RefSeq and is a predicted model, not a curated record.
AUUGAUAAUUAAAAGACAACACACGUGCGGCCGACCAGAUGCAGUGUUUUAAACUGUUUAGAACUCAGUUUAGGAUAUUGUGAAAAGAAAAAAUGAAAGGGUUUGUUCCUUGCUUGACUUGGGUAAAGAAAGGAGUGGCCAAAGCUACACCUGAUAAGGUGCAAGUAACUAAAGAGGAACUUGAGAAGAUUAUAAAAGAUACAAAGCAGGGCAUUGCAAAUGCAGAGUUAGGAGAUGAAGAAGAAGAUGAUGGAGACCAAGUACACGAUAUGGAAGGAGAUGCUGAUUUAAUAGCCACAGGAGGAAAGAAGAAGAUAAAGAAAAAGAAAAGAAAGGAGGAACCUGAAAAGGAUGAUGUUGAGGAGGAAGAUGUUGAUGACAUAAUUGCUGAAUAUGGCCUGGAAAAUUAUGAUGAAGAUGAGGAAGUCUCUUCUCCUUGGGAUGGAAUUGCUGGUCUGACAUAUUAUGCAAGCAAUGAUGAUGAUCCAUAUAUUACAUUGAAGGAUGAGCAGGAUGACAGUGAUAAUGAAGAUUUUACGAUAAAACCUACUGAUAAUUUAUUGGCGGUAGCCAGAGUUCAACAAGAUUGCACUCUGUUAGAAAUACAUGUGUACAAUGAGGAGGAGGCAAACUUUUACUGCCACCAUGACAUUAUACUCCCAUCUUUUCCCCUGGCAUUAGAGUGGUUGAAUUAUGACCCAGGGGAACAGCAGACAGGAAAUAUGCUGGCAGUGAGUAGUAUGGAACCAACUAUAGAUCUCUGGGAUCUUGAUGUUAUAGAUUGCUUAGAACCAACAUUCACGUUGGGAACUAAAGUGAAGAAAUCCAAAAAGAAAAAGAACAGUGCUACUGCUGCUGGUCACACAGAUGCUGUUUUGGACCUUUCUUGGAAUAAGGAAGCACGCAAUGUUCUGGCAAGUGGAUCUGCAGAUUUUACCAUAGGGCUUUGGGAUCUGUCACAGGGAACUAUGGUAACCUCUAUAAGACAGCACAAAGAGAAGGUGCAAACUUUAGAAUGGCAUCCAUUUGAAGCACAGUCUUUGUUGAGUGGAUCUUUUGAUCAGACUGUGAAAGUGUAUGACUGCAGAUGUCCCAAUGAUACUCACAAGACAUGGCAGUUAAAAGGCGAGAUAGAACGUGUGACCUGGAAUCAUUUCUCCCCCUUUCAUUAUUUGGCUAGUACUGACCAGGGUUUUGUGUAUUAUGUAGAUGCCAGAAUGGACAAACCAGUCUUCACACUUAGUGCACAUGACAAGGCAGUUACAGGUCUACGUCUGAGUAGUCAGGUGCCUGGGCUGCUGGUAACGUCUUCUGCUGACAAAGCCUUCAAAGUCUGGGACAUUGAAAAUAACAAGCCAGAAUGUAUACUUGACAAACAGUUAGGAAUGGGUGAACUCCAGUGUGUAGCAGACAAUCCAGAUGCUGCCUUUGUAUUUGCUAUAGGAGGGGAGAGUGCCUUAAAGGUUUGGGAUAUACGGGAAAGUGCUGCAGUGAGGAAGCAUUUUGAAGGCAGAAAUGGUUCAAAUUUGGUGAAUGGAGCAGAAGUCCCAAUGGAUGUGGAUGCAGUAUCAAUGGGAAGUCUGUCUUUACAGCCUAAGGACUCACAGCCACAGAGUAAAGACUUGGAUAAAUGUCAAACAGAAGAAAAGAAAAAGAAGAAGAAAAAGAAGAAAAAGAAGCCCAUGGGUACACAAUGAUUUUAUACAGUAUGCAUG